Molecule: messenger RNA, 924 nt
Organism: Baudoinia panamericana UAMH 10762
Lineage: Eukaryota; Fungi; Ascomycota; Dothideomycetes; Mycosphaerellales; Teratosphaeriaceae
Exons: 3
Coding region: 1-924 (307 amino acids)
Biological process (GO): positive regulation of cyclin-dependent protein serine/threonine kinase activity; nucleotide-excision repair; regulation of transcription by RNA polymerase II
Cellular component (GO): transcription factor TFIIH holo complex
Molecular function (GO): cyclin-dependent protein serine/threonine kinase activator activity
Source: RefSeq, a predicted model, not a curated record
AUGAGCCUGCAUCAACCGCCGCCCGUUACUGACACAACGUCGACAGGAGAAUGUCCCAUAUGCAAGUCCACUCGCUACAUGAACCCGAGUCUGCGCUUCCUCGUCAACCCGGAAUGCUACCACAAAAUGUGCGAAUCGUGCGUCGAUCGCAUCUUCUCCCACGGCCCGGCGCAAUGUCCUAUACCCGGCUGCAAACGUACUUUGAGGAAGCAUCGUUUCCGGGAGCAGACAUUCGACGACAUCAAAGUUGAGCGGGAGGUGGACAUUCGGAGACGGGUCGCCAAGGUCUUCAACAGGCGUGAAGAGGAGUUCGAAAGCCUGCGCGAUUACAACGACUAUCUCAACGAUGUGGAGGACAUUACCUUUAACCUCAUCAACAACAUCGAUGUCGAUGAGACCACCAGACGCUUCGAAGCCUACCAGAAAGCGCACGAAAAGGAGAUCGAAGAGAAUGCACAGCUAGCGGAGGAGGAGAAGCAGCCGCAAAACCAGGUUCAGCUGAAGAAGCGUAUGGAUAGGCAGGCGGCAGCCGAGAGGCAGCGACAGCUCCAGGUGGCAUCAGAGGCUCGGACCGGCACCGCCGGGAUCACAAUCAAGGGGCUGAAGGCGAAGCAGAAGGCGGAGCCGGAACCGCCGGUGGAUCCUUUCGGUGGCUUCCGUUUCGUUGACAAGUAUUUCGCGCUGCAGAAUGACCACGUCUGGGAGGGCAUACAGGAUACGAAGAAGGAUAUCAGGCAUACUGCGGGCGGGUAUGAUAUUGCCGACUACACUCAUCGAUCGCUGGUGGCCGCGUUUUCCGGGCUCGGCGUGUUUAUCGCAGACGAAUUUACCGAGCGGACUAAGGCAGCGCAGGACGACGAGGCUGUAGGGACUGCGAGAGCAGACAUCGGCCUGAAGGACGCGCAGAUGGUGGAUGCUGCCUGA